This is a messenger RNA of Gongylonema pulchrum, 561 nucleotides long. NCBI's taxonomy places the organism in Eukaryota, Metazoa, Nematoda, Chromadorea, Rhabditida, Gongylonematidae. The record is from the annotation of a GenBank genome assembly.
AUGGGCCGCGCACAGUUUGAAUAUGAUGAAGUGGGUAAUACAUUUUACUAUGUGCUCGUAUCAUUUUAUGCCUUAAUUCUCAUUCCAGCAACAUUCUUCUUUUGGCCUUCCAGUAAAGCUGAUGAAACAGUGAGGAAGGAGCAGUGCUGCUGUGAGGGAUGCACAAACAAGCGCAUACAGGCAGAAGCGAAACGGCCAUGGCGUAGGACGAAAAAAAUUAUCAAAUUUUUAACUUUACUCGUAGCAUGGAUUGUAUUUUUUAUUAUUGGAGCUGCUGUAUCUAUAGUAAAAAAACGUUACCGUGAGCUGAGUAAAACAAUGCAUCCUGAUAAAGGAGGCGAUCCUGUACAAUUUGAUCGUAUCGCCAAGGCUUAUCAGGCACUCACCGAUGACGAGAGUCGAGAGAAUUGGGAAAAAUAUGGCAAUCCUGAUGGACCCACCGGUAAUAAUGCCUUCUUUACUGCUCUGUUUAACUUCCCCGUUCAGCUUCAACCCGCUUGUUUCGGGCCCCCAUUCUCUUCUAAUCUCCUUGCCAGGGAUAUUCUCAGUUUGUAUCUUUAA